CGGGGGCAGCAGCGCGGCGGCCGUAGGUCUAUGUCGCGGGCGGCGGCCGCGGGGGGACGAUGCGCGAGUACAAAGUGGUGGUGCUGGGCUCGGGCGGGGUAGGCAAAUCCGCCCUGACGGUGCAGUUCGUGACCGGCACCUUCAUCGAGAAAUACGACCCCACCAUCGAAGACUUCUACCGCAAGGAGAUCGAGGUGGACUCGUCGCCGUCGGUGCUGGAGAUCCUGGACACGGCGGGCACCGAGCAGUUCGCGUCCAUGCGAGACCUGUACAUCAAGAACGGCCAGGGCUUCAUCCUGGUCUACAGCCUCGUCAACCAGCAGAGCUUCCAGGACAUCAAGCCCAUGCGGGACCAGAUCAUCCGAGUGAAGCGGUAUGAGAAAGUACCCGUCAUCUUGGUUGGGAACAAAGUAGACCUGGAAAGUGAGAGAGAAGUAUCAUCCAAUGAAGGCAGAGCCCUGGCCGAAGAAUGGGGCUGCCCCUUUAUGGAGACUUCCGCUAAGAGUAAAACAAUGGUGGAUGAACUGUUUGCAGAAAUCGUGAGACAGAUGAACUACGCUGCUCAGCCCGACAAAGACGAUCCGUGCUGUUCUGCUUGUAACAUACAGUAGCACCCGAGGCCGGCUGUGUCCCAGCGAUAGCAAGCUCAUCUACUCCACUGCAGUCUGCAGGAUGGGUGUUGUGAAUCCACAGCGCACAGCCGCCGGAUUCACAAGUGAGCAGUGGUUUUCAGUUGAAACCUCUGCGUAACAUUUGGGUCCAGAAACCAGUUGUCACCAUUGUCUUCAGUCUCCUUCUGCGUCUGCAACUUGAAGGCAUGGCCUGGUCCAUCUACCGGGUGACCUCAUUGGAAAGCCAUGGUGGGAUUGUCGCUGAGUUGACAGAAGCAGCUAAUGGAUCGAUUAGAAGCAAUCUUGAGGGAGAAACCAGAAGAAUCCCUAUGAUCACAUACAAUUAAAAUAUUUUGUCUUCUUUAAAAAAGAAUAAAGAUAAGUAAAGGAGAAAUAUUUUCCUAUGAGAGUACUGGUUUUCAGGACUUGGUAUAGAGCUUCUAACCAAUGUAUUGCAUCUAGUAAGAGAGCAACAGCUGACCUGCCUGCCGCCUUGCAGGGGGCGCAUCUGCUCUGCUGAUGAGGGUCUGGUUUCGAUGUUCCAAAUCAAUGCUUAGUUGUAAAUGCUAUCCUGAUCCGUGACUCAGAACUAAUCCACACACCAAGCCUCAAUCAAACAACAGUGCAGGUUGCAUAAAAAUACAACCUCUUAAGUCACCUGCUUUGCCACAGAAAAUGGAGGCUUUUUACAAGGGUUGGAUCAGAAUUAAAACUCAAACCACCCUCUGUUAAUCCAAGCAGGGAUGGUGAUUCUUCCUUUAUUCAGCAAGAGGAAGCAACUGUAACAGAAGAUUGCCUAGCCUUACUAAUCCGAAGCAUCUAGUCGAUAACUAGCACCAUCAUGUAAGGGGAAUGAAGCCAUGUUGCAUCCACAUGUUCCCGUGUGCAGACACCUCAUAGGACAGCACAGACACCUGGCAUUUUGACAUUCAUUGAAGCAGCAAAUUCCUCCUUGCCUUUAAGGGCUGUGGUUGUAGCGUGACCCUGGGCUAACAGGCUGUGAAAAUCCAAUUUGCUGUAGCAGAGCUUUCUAACAGGCAUUAAAACAAAAUGGAAUAGCCAAGUGAACUAAUUUGGGCUUAAAAGUAGAAUUAAAAUUACAGAGUGAAAAGUAAGGGACAAAAAGCCUUUAUCCUGAAUUUUCUUGGAGAUUUACAUAAAAGUUUUCUUAUGCCAGUUUUGCUCUGAUUACUGAAGUGGCAAAACUGGAGUGAAUAUUUUGUUUUGAAAAGGUGCUCAAGCUCUGAUACUUUCGGUUUUCAUAGCCUCCAAGUAUUUAUCAUUUGCAUGACUAAUGGCACAGGAACAACCUGUUGGUAAGUUUUACAAUCAAGCAUAGAAGGGUUUGCAGCAAACUUGAGAACCAUAAGCACUGACACAAUUACCUUGAGCUGGGCCGCUGGAGGUGAACUUGACCUCCAGAGCUGAAUGUCACUGAGCUGCCAUCUGCAGACCACCCCAAACUUUCUUGGUUCCCAGUCUUGUGCAAGUAACCUCUUACCUUACAUGUGCAACUGAGAGAAGAGUGUGUGUUCGUGUGUGCAUGUGUUUAUUGUUCCUAAGAAUUUGGCACAAGUUGGAAAUGAUUGCCUAUACUGAGAAUCUGUACUCCAGAAUGUAGUGCAUCAAAAACAUUUUUUCCUUUUAAAUUAUUUGGGUGUCUUUUAUACAUGAUUGAAAUCAUUAAUAUCCCCCCAAAGUGUUAAUAGCUGGCAUUAAGGUUAGAGGAUAGUAUUUUUCAUAGUUGAGAAAUCUGAAGUAUUGAAAGCCAGACCAUGCUGAUUGAGGAUGUUUGCAUUGUGAAUAUUUACAUGCUAUCGUAUAAUUUUUCAUAAUUCUCAUUCAUGAAGCUCCUUGUUUAGAGGACAGAAUGUUUUUACCAGCUUUAUUAAAAAUAAAUUUGACUAUAUGAAAAUUGACUCAAAAAGGUAGGAAAGUCAGAUUCAAGAAAUACAGUUUAUUGAAAUAGAAAUAUCUUUUAGUGAUUAGAUAGGGCUUUGAAGCUUCUGACUUCCCAAAAUGAUUUUGAGUUUUUGGUUGUUUGUUUUUUUUUUUUUUAUAUAAUUCUGUAGUAGCAACAUAUGACAACUAAGAUCGCAUAAUAAAGCAGAUACGAAAAAUCUGCAGUUUUACUUUUACAUUUUAAUUUCUAUGCAGAUGUGAAAAAUAGCUUAAAUAAUGUGAAGGAUAUGGCAAAGUGUAAGCUGGAAAAGAUGAUCUCAGACGUCGGUGUUUAGUUAGCAGGUUUAUCAAACCAAGGUGGCUUUUACUGUCCAGAUGUCAAUAGUAACUGAUCCGGCUGCCUGAUCAGUGUUUCCACAUAGCCCCACACAUUGAGUGACAAGACGACAAAGAUUCCCAAACACUGGACAUGCUCCUGUGCCCUUAUUAUUGAUACUCAUUGGGGACGAACAUAACUCAGUUUGAAUGAAUGUGUUUGUUGAGGUGGUAAUAAAAAGCUUAACAAUAGGAAGAUUGCAUUUUU
Molecule: messenger RNA, 3096 nt
Organism: Ochotona curzoniae (black-lipped pika)
Lineage: Eukaryota; Metazoa; Chordata; Mammalia; Lagomorpha; Ochotonidae
Gene: RAP2A
Product: RAP2A, member of RAS oncogene family
Exons: 2
Coding region: 60-611 (183 amino acids)
Biological process (GO): negative regulation of cell migration; Rap protein signal transduction
Cellular component (GO): plasma membrane
Molecular function (GO): GTP binding; GDP binding; GTPase activity
Source: RefSeq, a predicted model, not a curated record